UUCGAAACGAUCAUCUUCUUCCCCGUUUAAGGUCUCUUCACCGAUAUAGCACUGUCUAGUCUGGCGGCGGCCUCAUCUUCUUCCCCGUUCAAGUGAAAAUGGAAAAAACUAAGGCUUCCUCAAAAAAGCAGCAAAAGCGUGGUGUCGAUUUCAAGAAAAUUAAGCGGAAGCUUGGCAGGAAAUUGCCACCACCUAAGAAUGCUACAAACACUGAAAUUAAAUCUAAAGCAAUUAUUCUUCCUGAGCAAAGUGUGGCAUCAGAGAAAAUGGGUUUAGCUGUGAGCAAGAAAGGCUUGACUUUGAAAGAGCUACUUCAUCAAACUUCCCAUCACAAUGCAAAAGUUCGAAAAGAUGCAUUGAUGGGUAUGAAGGAUUUAUUCCUUAAGUAUUCAGAAGAGCUGAAAUUGCACAGAUAUGCAGUUAUAGAAAAACUACGUGAACGUAUCAGUGAUGAGGAUAAAAUGGUUCGAGAAGCCCUUUAUCAACUUCUCAAGUCAGUAAUUUUACCUAGUUGCAAUGAGGAUAAUCAAAGGCCUUUCAUUUCUUUAAUGAUGGCCUACAUUUUUAAUGCAAUGACACAUUUAGCAAUUGAAGUUCGGCUUAUGGCUUUUAAGUUUUUUGAUCUCAUUGUGCAGCAUUAUCCUGCUGUGUUUCCCUUGUAUGCUGAAAAGGUUCUUCAAAUUUAUGCGGAUAUUCUGCGGAAGAACCAGUUCUAUUUAGAAGACAAGGGCAAGCUCGAGAGUGCGCUUGCUGGUUUGGUGCGCUGCUUAUUGCUGUUGCCAUCUAAUAAAGUAGAAUUUGACUCAUUCAAGAAGGUAGUCCUGGGGCAAGAUUUGUUGCAUGCUUAUGAACCUGAUAGGCCUACAGAAUUUGCUGAUUUUUCUGUCAUCAUCAAUGAACUAAAGGAUUUCGUUCCAGUUUUAGUCAAUUGCUUCCAAGCCUUUAUUCCAUUAAUUCAUAGUGCGCUGCAAUUGGAUGCACAAUCAUUUGAUUGCUUACGUAACAUACUUCCUAGCAUUGACCUUAUAGUCAAAUUUUUUGUUUAUGCGACUGACAAGGGUAAUCCAGAAUCAUAUGCUUCUAUGUGGGAUCAAGGCAUCUCAUCAGUGUUACUAAAGAAGUUCCUAGGUGUAUUUCCUUUUAAUGUAGUGCACUCAGAAAAGGAUGAUGAUAGAUAUUUUUCCUUGAAUGUUAUGAUUGCUGAAAUAUUUUUGCACUUAAGUGAAUGGAUCUGCCCUCCUGCCGAGUUACUAGAGAAGUUUCUUGCAUUUAUAGAGCAUGCACUGCUUGAAAAGAUCCACGGUGAAACAAGGUCUGGCAAAGAAAAGCAGAUGCUUACACUGGUUCAUUUUAUGCCAAAACUUGUAGCACAAGUGAUAGGCGACUGGAAGUCUCGCCUUCUACAGGCAUUUACAAAGACAUUCCUUGAUUGCAAACCAGAGUCUUCAGUAAAAUUGGCUUGCCUUGCCGCAAUUGAAGGAAUGCUUUUUUCUAGAAAAGGAAUGUGGCAACCAGAUGGAUAUGAUCCAGAAGUAGUGGGCCCUCUUAUUACUUGGAUAAGAGAGCUACCUGUGUUGUUAAUCCUGCUUGGUGAUAGGCAUCCAUCCUCUUCUGAGGCUGUGUUGCAUCUUCUGCUUGACUUGGGUCGAUUUGCUUCACCGGGUUCUUUCCUUGCAAAGGAAUACGAUGAGGUGCAAAAGUCGCUACAAGAAUUUUACUGCACGUAUCAAGAAGGGGAUAAAUGUUAUGGUCCUUUCACAAGGCUUCCAUUGGAGCGUCAAAAACUCUCCAUCUAUAGUCUUGCUUACUUUUCCCACCUAGAUUCACCUUUGCUGACGUCAAUAACUUUAUGUUGCCUCCGUGACUAUUGCCUGUCCAUUAAUUUACAGUGUUGGCUAGCUUGGUUUAGUUACCCCUGCUGUUGAUGCUUUGAGGAUCUAGUAUAAAAUAGCUGAAUUACCUACAUUUAUGAAGUAUCAGGCUGUUAUAUUAUUUAAUUUCAUAUUUGAUGGUCCUCCUCCUGAUUUAGUCAUUGAAAACUUUAUAGCAGGCAUUGCAAGAAAACCCAUAUCUAUGUAUACAUGCACAUUUGCUCACUCAUGUAGCAUAAAUUGUCUCA
Messenger RNA from Hevea brasiliensis (rubber tree), 2119 nucleotides. RefSeq lists its product as uncharacterized. The coding region runs from base 99 to 1925 and encodes 608 amino acids. Gene Ontology annotation, cellular component: nucleus. Lineage: Eukaryota; Viridiplantae; Streptophyta; Magnoliopsida; Malpighiales; Euphorbiaceae. The record is from RefSeq and is a predicted model, not a curated record. The transcript has 15 exons.